This is a messenger RNA of Frankliniella occidentalis (western flower thrips), 1638 nucleotides long. It is a transcript of the gene Stoml2, whose product is annotated as stomatin-like protein 2, mitochondrial. The record is from RefSeq and is a predicted model, not a curated record. The transcript is spliced from 9 exons. Lineage: Eukaryota; Metazoa; Arthropoda; Insecta; Thysanoptera; Thripidae. The coding region runs from base 143 to 1273 and encodes 376 amino acids. Gene Ontology annotation, cellular component: membrane.
CAAACCAUCCAGAAAGAAAAUAUCCUUGUAGCCCAGCCACCACGCGAAUUUCAAGUCCACCCCGGCCUUAAUUUUUUUUGUGGACUGUUGACUUUUAAUCCGUGUCAAAUUUUCUUGACUAUCGGUUUCAGCAUCAUUGAAAAUGUUGUCGCGUGUGGUCACACGUACAAGGACGGUAAAUGCUUUAAAGAGUGGGUGCCCAGAUCUUGAAAGACUAGGUGUUGCACGCAAUAGAUUAAUAUUACACCAGCCCUCAAGAGCUGCGUCAUCUACGCCCUUUAACACUGUCAUAAUGUUUGUGCCCCAGCAAGAGGCAUGGAUUGUUGAAAGAAUGGGCAAAUUUAGUCGCAUUUUAAAGCCAGGGCUUAAUGUUCUCAUCCCAAUUGUAGAUAAAGUAAAAUAUGUGCAGAGCCUUAAAGAAAUAACUAUUGAUAUUCCAAAGCAAAGUGCUAUUACUAAAGAUAAUGUUAAUCUAUCCAUUGAUGGUGUUCUCUAUUUGAAAAUAAUGGAUCCUUACAAAACAAGUUACGGCAUUGAAGAUCCUGAAUUUGCUGUCAGUCAACUUGCACAGACCACAAUGAGAGCAGAACUCGGUAAAAUGAGCUUGGAGCAAAUUUUUCAAGAAAGAGAAUCAUUAAAUGUAACUAUAGUGGAGGCCAUAAACAAGGCCAGUGAACCCUGGGGUAUAUCUUGCUUGAGAUAUGAAAUCCGUGAUAUUGCUCUACCUUCCCGCAUCACAGAAGCUAUGCAAAUGCAAGUGGAGGCCGAAAGAAAAAAGCGAGCUGCCAUACUUGAGUCAGAAGGCCAGAGAGAGGCUGAAAUUAAUGUCGCAGAGGGUCGAAAGAGAGCCAGAAUCCUUGCUUCAGAGGCUGACAAGCUGGAGCAAGUAAACAGGGCACUGGGUGAAGCUGAGGCUCUGCUAGCAAUAGCCAAAGCACGGGCUACUGGACUCAAUUCAGUUGCAGAUUCUCUUGGGAAAUCACAUGGUAAAAAUGCUGCAUCAUUUGUUGUUGCUGAGCAAUAUGUUACUGCCUUUGAGAAAUUAGCACGAACGAAUAAUACUCUGAUAUUGCCAAGUAAUGCUGGUGACAUCUCUAAUGCUGUUGGUCAAGCCAUGUCUAUCUACAGUACAAUUACCAGAAAUCAAAGUAAAACAGCUGGAGAAAGAACUUCUCAGUUACCUUUCAAAGGUUCAGAUUUAGAAGAAUAUUUUAGUGAUCCAGAUGAAACAGAAAAAUGUGAUCCCAAUUCUCCAAGUUCAUCCUCCAGAUAGAUAAGCAUAAUUCAUAUUCAUAUUCUUUUAAUUUUAUUGUCUGUGUAAGUUGCUUGUUGUAAAAACCAUGGUUUGAACUGACUUCCUCUUGAUAGUGUUGAUCUCAUCUACGCCUCAUAUGGGUUAGUGACAUGAACUGUAAUAGUAUUCAAUAAGUCGUAAUUGCCCAAUGUAUAAUUUACAGAGGUGUGAAAUUAAUUUACCUAGCGUCAAAACAUCUAUAAUCCAAUUCCACCCCAUUUCUCAGUAAUAAAAUUUUGUGUGGAGGAAGCUCUUUGCAUUCUUGAGGAAGAAGCUUAGAAAAUCAACAUUCUGUUUUAAUUGCAUUGUUUCAGUUUUAGUCAAUAAAGGGUUGAACACUUCUA